UCCACGCACUCGGCAAAACACCUAAACACGUUCCUUGCAUAAUGAUGAUCUCGCUUAAUCGCGAUUACGCACGAGUCGAGGACGUGAUGUCCGCGUAUAAAAGGGCGAAGCGAUCGGAACGAAGGUGUAUUCGACAGGAUGGAGGAACGUCGCGCGACGAAGGACGAGUUCAAGUAUCUGACAGGAUUCGGCAACGAGUUCUCUAGCGAAGACGAACGUUGCCCCGGUGCUCUGCCCGUUGGCCAGAACAAUCCUCAACGAUGCCCGUACGGCCUCUACGCGGAACAAUUGUCCGGCACCUCGUUUACCGGUGAGUAAUCUCG
This is a messenger RNA of Frieseomelitta varia, 323 nucleotides long. RefSeq names its product homogentisate 1,2-dioxygenase-like. The transcript has 2 exons. The record is from RefSeq and is a predicted model, not a curated record. Bases 139 to 318 code for a protein of 59 amino acids. Gene Ontology annotation, biological process: L-phenylalanine catabolic process. Gene Ontology annotation, molecular function: homogentisate 1,2-dioxygenase activity. Gene Ontology annotation, cellular component: cytoplasm. Lineage: Eukaryota; Metazoa; Arthropoda; Insecta; Hymenoptera; Apidae.